CCAUCUUGAACUUGAUUCAAUAUCCCACACAAUAUUGCCGUGGUUUAUGUUUCGCUGGCUUGUAAAAAUGGCGCAAACUACGACUAAACGCGUCAAAGCUGAUGGCGUCGUCAUUGGCACCCACAAUGGCCACUUCCACGCCGACGAAGCCCUGGCAGUUUACAUGCUGAAAUUGCUCCCACAAUAUUCCUCCGCCUCAGUGGUUCGCACUCGCGACCAGACUGUUCUUGACGCUUGCCACACCGUGGUCGAUGUUGGUGGCGAAUACGACGAGUCUAAGAACCGCUUCGACCAUCAUCAGCGAACCUUCAACACUUCCUUCCCUGACCACAACACCAAAUUAUCCUCCGCUGGAUUGGUCUACAUGCAUUUUGGCAAGGCCAUCAUUGCACAGCAUGUGUCCCUCCCUCUCGAUCACCCUGACGUUACUCUCCUCUACAACAAGCUCUAUGACGAUUUCGUCGAGGCCGUCGACGCCAACGACAACGGAGUUUCAAAAUAUGAUGAUUCUGCCUUGACCGCUGCCGGUAUACAAAAACGCUUCAAAGAUGGGGGAAUCACACUUGCUAGCUUGGUCGGUGACCUCAAUCACGAUGACCCUCUUGCUCUCGGCGCCGCAUCGAGAAACACCGCAGAACAACCCCAGGCCGAGGAGGAUUAUCGAUUCACCCAAGCGUCAAACCUCAUGGGCCACUCCUUCCUCCGCAAACUCCACGGGGCUGCGACUGCCUGGCUGCCUGCGCGAAGCAUUGUCAAAGCCGCCUUUGACGCAAGAGCCAGCAAUCACCCAUCUGGACAACUGCUCACGCUGCCUCGUGCCGGGGUUCCAUGGAAGGAACAUCUCUACAACAUCGAAGAGGAAGCCGGUCUUGCCGAGGGUCAAAAAGUCUUGUAUGUCAUCUACCCUGAAAAAGAAGAGCCUGGAUCCAAGUGGCGCAUUCAAGCUGUUAGCAAGUCUUUGUCGGCCUUUGAGAACCGAAAGAGUCUUCCUGAGCCAUGGCGUGGUGUGAGAGACGCCGAGCUGGAUGCCCUCCUCGGGGAUGCCGUUGAGGACGGCGCUGUCUUUGUCCAUGCCAGUGGGUUUAUUGGAGGACACAAGACAGAAGCUGGAGUCCGUGCCAUGGCCGCUCUGGCUCUGGCUACUUGAGCGCUCUGCCAGGACACCCACUUCUGUUCUGAAGUCUGCUUCCAGAAGUGAAGCUUCUAGUGCUGCCUUCGGAACGCGAAGGAUCUCUUCAAAACGAAGAGAGCUUGGCGUGACACCGAGAUUUAAUCCUGGAAUAGGAGUUCCAGAGCAAAAGCUACGGUCCCCAAUUAUGGGCCUCCCAGGACAUACACUGCAGUCAUUGCAAUGCAGGAUGCAGCGGUUCUGAGUUCAUUCUGUGAACUUUAGAGCAUGACCGGCUUUGAGAGGUGUUUUCUAUCUAGCCAUCGAAGAACACCCGCUUAGCCACGACUAUGCUCGUUGCGACACGGGCUAGUCCAUCAGGUACUGCGCCUCUUUUAUCAAACCAGGGGGAUCAACCUGCCACACUUCCCUCCGAGCGAGACAUGUCCAUCUACGACAAGGACAUGUGCAAAGAAUGGACAACACUGUAUCGACGGUGGACAGAAUGACAAGUAGCUUUGUGAACCGAAGAUAGAGGAGGGUACUGCAGUGUAGGCUGUCGAACAACAGGGGUUUUCAAGGCUACGGAUACAAAUUCCGUUGAUGAUGAUGCCUCUCUUUUGUCGAUGAAGAAAUCAAUCGAGUGUCAUCACAAACCUGUGACGUCACAUUAUGACCACACGAGCAUUUCGGUGUCUCACUACAAUCAUAUGAAUCUCUCUCCUCUCGACAUUCUAACUACAAUACAUUCUUUUUGUCGAGCAAUGCG
Molecule: messenger RNA, 1877 nt
Organism: Exophiala mesophila
Lineage: Eukaryota; Fungi; Ascomycota; Eurotiomycetes; Chaetothyriales; Herpotrichiellaceae
Exons: 1
Coding region: 47-1147 (366 amino acids)
Cellular component (GO): cytoplasm; nucleus
Source: RefSeq, a predicted model, not a curated record